AUGGCGAACGAGAACAAAGUGGACGUAUUGAUCGUUGGCGCCGGCCCGGCUGGGUUAAUGGCCGCGGCAUGGAUGGCUCACUGUGGCAUCAACGCUCGUAUCAUUGACAAGCGAAACACCAAGAUCUUCUGCGGUCAGGCUGAUGGACUGCAAUGCCGAAGCUUGGAGAUCUUUGAUAGUCUCGGCUUUGCAGACCGAGUCUGGAAAGAGGCGAACCAUAUGAUUGAGAUCUGCAUGUGGAAUCCUGGCCCAGAUGGAAUUAUUCGUCGCUCAGACCGUAUCCCCGAUACCAUCGUUGGCCUUUCUCGCUUCCAGCAAGUCGUCGUGCACCAAGGCCGCAUCGAGCGUUUCUUUCUCGACAACAUCAAGAAGUAUUCCAAAGACCAAAUCAAGGUCGGACGUGCCAUCCUUCCAGAGACCAUCGAUAUCGACAAGUCUCAGCUUGAGAAUCCGGAAGCUUAUCCUGUGACGGUAAAACUUCGUCACCUCACCGAAGAAGAAGCUACCCCUCCCCAGCAAGCCACUGCCAGCAAGAACCAAGCUUCAGACGGCCUCUUCAGAAGCAACCUUGUCUUUGAUGAUGAAGUAGACAACGACAGCGUCCUUCGUCAAGCCCAAGCUCGCGACGCUGCCAGCGAAACAAUCCACGCAAAAUACGUUAUUGGAUGCGAUGGCGCACGAAGUUGGGUUCGUUCCCAGAUUGGACUGGAGCUGCAAGGCGAAGCGAGCGACAUGAUCUGGGGUGUGAUGGAUAUCAUUCCCAAGACUGACUUUCCCGACAUUCGUGUGCGCUGUGCUAUUCACUCUGCCGAGAACGGUAGUUUGAUGGUCAUUCCGAGGGAGAAUAAGCUGGUGAGACUGUAUAUCCAGCUAAAGGAGGUUACGCCUGAUGCUUCUGGUCGGGCGGAUAGAUCCAAGAUUACUCCGGAUUUCAUCUUCAAGGCGGCGCAGAAGAUUAUAAGUCCUUAUAAGUUGGAUUAUGAGUACUGCGAUUGGUGGACUGCUUACCAGAUUGGUCAACGAGUUGGCACUGCUUUCGACUCCCAUGAGCGCAUCUUCCUCGCAGGCGACGCUGUCCACACGCACUCUCCAAAAGCAGGCCAAGGCAUGAACGUCUCCAUGCAGGACUCCUACAACCUGGGUUGGAAAAUCGCCCUCGUUGUCAAAGGUAUCGCAAAGCCCGAUAUUCUCAAGACAUACCAAAGCGAGAGACGCCGUGUAGCGCAGGACCUGAUCGAGUUCGACCAUCGAUUCAGUCGCCUGUUCUCAGGCCGUCCAGCAAAGGAUGUCAUGGAUGAAGAAGGCGUCAGCAUGGAAGAGUUCAAAGAUGCCUUUGAGAAGGGCAACAUGUUUGCUUCAGGUCUUUCAGUAAACUAUGGACCUAGUAACAUCGUCGCCAAGGCCGGUGAUGCUUUGGCUCAGGCUGAUGGCGUCAAGGUGGUUUCACCUCCUGGAAUUUUCCUGACCGAGGAGAUUUUCGGCAAGAAGCAGGCUCUUGCUACUGGCAUUCCUGUUGGAAUGCGCUUUAACAGCUUUAAAGUGCUGAACCAAGCUUGUGCUCGUCCGUACCAUUUCCAAGAGCGACUGAAGGCGGAUGGCCGAUUCCGCAUCGUGCUUUUUGCAGGAGACGUGCUUGACCCUGCACAAAAGUCUCGCGUGGAAGCUUUCUGUCAAGCCCUGGACGACCCGAACAGUUUCUUGCACAAGGUCACACCCAAAGGACAGAAAAUUGACAGCGUCAUCGAAGUCCUGACCAUCCACUCCUCCAAGCGCUGGGACACGGAUAUAAUCCGUGAUUUUCCUUCCAUCCUUCGUCCAUGGGAUGAGCACACGGGUUACGACUACGAGAAGGUACACGUCGAUGAUGAGAGCUACCAUGAAGGCUACGGAAAUGCGUAUGGCAAUUAUGGUGUUGAUAGGAAGAGGGGAUGUGUUGUUGCUGUGCGUCCUGAUCAGUAUGUUGGAUGGGUUGGUGAAUUGGAGGAUUUUGAUGAUUUGAACAAGUACUUUGAGGGCUGUUUGGUUAUGAGGGAAAGGGAUUGA
Molecule: messenger RNA, 2043 nt
Organism: Fusarium coffeatum
Lineage: Eukaryota; Fungi; Ascomycota; Sordariomycetes; Hypocreales; Nectriaceae
Exons: 6
Coding region: 1-2043 (680 amino acids)
Molecular function (GO): FAD binding
Source: RefSeq, a predicted model, not a curated record